AUGUCAACCAGUAAUGAUUCAUUAAUGUUUUAGUCUCCUCCAAAUUAAAAAGCAAAUGAUAAACCAUAGGUAGCUUAGCAACUAGUAGAAGCUAGACAAAUCCAAUAAAGAAUGAGAAAUAAGAUGCAGAAUAUGCUGAGCUCUGUAAAGUGCUGUCACAAGGACUUGAAAGAACAGCUUUUGUCUAAAAAGGAAUAAUUCGAGUUGCAAUUAGUCAAUGAGUGUACUUCUGUGGAGUAGAUAUACAAAUAGUUUUCAACGAUGAAGUUAAACAUGAUAAAUAAAAGUAAUGAUACUGCAUUCAGAAAGAGAUAUGAGUCAUUGAUAAGUCCAUAAUUCUCAUCCAGCAUUAUAUCAUAAUAAGAAAACAUCUCAAAACAUAUAAUAAGGCCAAUUUAAAAGUCUAGAGAAGACUUUGUCAGAAAUAUUUAAACUCUGAAUGAAUAGCACCAGGUUAAUUUGAAAACAACUUAGUAGGACUUGAAAAUUGAAAUUGAAAGAACUACUAAACUCUGCAAUGCUCUUAAGAUGAUUUGUCAAGUUUAUAUAGAUAAAUUGGAGAUUGAAAAGUAAGAUGAAAGUGGAUUUAAAAAUUAGAAGCUAUAAGAUUAUUUGAAGAUAUUAGUUGUAAGAUAGAAUGACAAAGGGAAAUUUAUAGAAUUAUUGUGUGAGUGUUUAAAAGAUGAAAACAUGUAGGUUGUUGGGUAUUAAGUAGUUAAAAAGAGUAGUGAUGUUAAACUUAGAAGUGAAGUUUAUGAGGAAUUAUAGGAGUUAGUAAGAGAAGUGCUAAUUGUCUUAAACUAAUAAAUGAUAGUAUGA
This is a messenger RNA of Stylonychia lemnae, 819 nucleotides long. Lineage: Eukaryota; Ciliophora; Spirotrichea; Sporadotrichida; Oxytrichidae. The record is from the annotation of a GenBank genome assembly.